Messenger RNA from Schizosaccharomyces japonicus yFS275, 2125 nucleotides. RefSeq lists its product as hypothetical. Lineage: Eukaryota; Fungi; Ascomycota; Schizosaccharomycetes; Schizosaccharomycetales; Schizosaccharomycetaceae. The transcript is spliced from 2 exons. Bases 942 to 1832 code for a protein of 296 amino acids. The record is from RefSeq and is a predicted model, not a curated record.
GACCGGUGACGCGCGCUAGACGCGACGACGGUCGCUUAAACGACUCGGUUGAUGCGUUUCAUUAUCGCCGUCUUCACCACCACAAGUAGGACAAAGAAACUGCAAGUCUGUGAUGUGUGAAGCACCAAUCGGCCGGUCGUUUAGCAGGUCUGCGUUAAUAUUGCUUCAUUAUUCUGUGGGUCCCCGGAGAGUUCGAGUGUUGGUGGGAAUUUGAUGCAGAGUGCGACACAUGCAUAACAUACGUCGCAUACCGAACGGCCCAUCGCCGGAUUCCCCGGCUUCAAUUCGUGUGACUCGUUCAUUCGGUUGCCCGUCAAGUCUCGUUGACCUCGUCCACUCACAUUAGUCGACGUGGCAUACUCCGGAAAAGCCUCUGCGCAGUCCUGUUUAUGUUGUCUACUGUUAGCGACAUAGUCCUAGGCGACAUUGUUCCGGUCAAGUCGUAACGGUAGCGGCGUGGGGAACACAUCUAAAACAAAGCUUUGGUGUUUCUAAAUUUCCUGAUUUACGGAGGGGCAUUCCCGUGGGGUUGGGAGUUUGUUUCAUCGCUUAGCUCCCCACUUUUGCUUGACGCCAUCCACGAAAGUGGUGGGUUAGUCGCAUGCCCCCCUGAUUAAAAACUGGACCCUGCGCCAGUGCGGAACAGAUGAGCCGGUGCGAGCAUGGAGCCGUCGAGGUAGUCCAAGUAAAACACCGAUUGUCCUCGAGAGAGAACGUCGGGUCUGUGGGGGGAAUCCUCACGGCGGUACAUUACAACGUGCCAUGCUACUGGUGUAGUGUCUGCUUCAAUGUUCCUCCUGCCUUUGCACUAGCACCCAAUUCUCUACCACCGUGCAGCCCAGCAACACGAUGUAGGUGAACCUUGUUUGAGCUCACCAACACAGCAGCACACCCACACAAAAAAGUUUAAGGGUUCGACUAUUCCUCGUUAACUGCGCUCCAUGCAGGCAGCAGACCGGUUACGUCCAACGUUGGACGAAAUUUUCUUACAAAUUGGAGACAUGUUGCGUUCCUUUUCGGCGAACAUUCCAAAUACGACGUAUCACAACCAUUUACAAAACACAUACAAACGCUUUCAGGAGCUUUGUGAUAGCGUGGAGUUACAGCUCGUGCAGACGAAGCAAGUACUAGAAUCAGAUCUGCGAGAGCAGACUAGAACAACAACUGGUACUGCUAGAACUGCUGCUGCUGCUCCUCUGCCGUCGGACGAAAGCUUUUCCACUAAAACUGUACAAUAUCCCACAGCCGUUGUUGCAUCCCAGAACGGGACCGUCCCUACAUCAACAACAUCGACUCAACCCAUUUCAACAUCCUCUUCUUCCAAUCGGGAGUAUCUCGCUGCCGCUGUUGCUGCCCAAGCAGCACAUUCUGAUGCUACAUCGACAUCCUUAAACGCCCUUCCCGACCAGCAACAGCAGCAACAGCAGACUGCAUCUGUGUACGCCGCCAGCCGGCCACCUGUUUCCAAUCAGCCCCCCUAUGUCCCCGUUACGCACCCUCCGAGUGAUAAUUCUACGACGAAAGUUGUAAACGGUUCUGCCGAAUUUGGUAUGGAGAUUCCUCCACGGCAGCAACCACAGCAGUUGCCAUCGCAAAUACAGGCGCAAUUGCAGCAGCAGCAGCAACAGCAGCAACAACAACAACAACAGGCCCAGGCUCCGCAACUCUCAAUGACAGGCGGAUUAAGUGAAACGUUUGGUGCUGAGAUUCAAAUGCAACUUGGUCAACAGAUUCAGACACCUAGUGGAAACACGUCCGAGCCCCCAGCGUCCGUAAACGAUGGCAUCGAUGAGCUUUUCGGUGACAACUUUGACUUUACGAUGGCUAGGUAGACAUAUGCACGCAAGUGGCCAGGUGCGGCCAUUAGUGUUGACCAGUCUCCGCUGCUGCAAUAAAACAUUGAAAAUAGUCCGACUAAUUUUAUUAUUGCUAGGAUAUUACUAAGGGUGCGGUGCGGCGGACAAGCAUAAGCAUUGGUUUGGACAAUCGACCGGGCAAUAAUGGCGAACGUGGAACAUGGCUAUGCUAAGCCGUAGAAGCGUAAAGGCCGGUUUUAAUUAUGAGAGCAUCGCGUUUUUAUGUCGCGCCCAAAGUUUAAAGAAAUUUUUACAUUUCCGCUUUUUCA